AUGGCGUCACUCCGGCGAGCCUGGCUGCUCAAGGCCCGAUGGGGCCUCGGCAUUCGAUGCACUUCUAGCGUCGCCGACGGGGCUCAGGCGUGGGAGACGCGGGCUCGCAAGGAGGCCAAGGGCAAGGAUCCCUACGAGACCUUCGGAUCUACCAAUCAGGAUGGGAUCCCGCAAAAGCCGGUCUACACUGCGGCAGACAUCGCCGACAUUUCCGGCCUUGACACCGAGUAUCCAGGGGUGUACCCAUUCACUCGUGGGCCCUACGCCAGCAUGUACACGGGCCGCCCCUGGACCAUCCGCCAGUAUGCCGGGUUUAGCACUGCAGAAGAAUCCAACGCCUUUUACAGGAAAAACCUGGCAGCCGGGCAGCAGGGCGUCAGCGUGGCCUUUGACCUGGCCACGCACCGUGGCUACGACUCAGACCACCCCCGCGUGGCCGGCGACGUGGGCAUGGCAGGCGUGGCCAUCGACAGCGUGGAGGACAUGAAGGUCCUGUUUGACGGCAUCCCCCUGGACCGCAUGAGCGUCAGCAUGACGAUGAACGGCGCCAUCCUGCCCGUCAUGGCCAUGUUCAUCGUGGCCGCGGAGGAGCAGGGGGUGGCCCCUGCCGCGCUCAUGGGCACCAUCCAGAACGACAUCCUCAAGGAAUUCAUGGUGAGAAACACAUACAUAUACCCCCCGCGCCAGUCCAUGCGCCUCAUCGGCGACAUAUUCGCCUACUGCGCCAAGCACGUGCCCAAGUUCCACCCCAUCUCCAUCUCGGGCUACCACAUGCAGGCACGGGGCGGCUUGUCCAUGAGCAGUGCCACGCCCACCCUCGAGCUGGCCUACACCCUGGCAGACGGGCUGGAGUACCUGCGCUGCGCGCGGGACGCGGGGCUGAGCGUGGACGACGUCGCGCCACGCCUCUCCUUCUUCUUCGCCAUCGGCAUGAACUUCUUCAGCGAGGUCGCCAAGCUGCGGGCCGCCCGCCGACUCUGGGCCCGUCUCGUCAAGGAGAAAUUCUCCCCCAAGGACGAGAAGUGCCUGGCCCUGCGCACCCACUGCCAGACUUCGGGCUACUCCCUGACUGCCCAGGAGCCACACAACAACAUCAUCCGCACCACCGUCGAGGCCAUGGCGGCGGUGCUCGGCGGCACACAGUCGCUGCACACCAACUCCUUUGACGAGGCCAUCGCCCUGCCCACCGACUUCUCGGCGGGCCUGGCGCGCAGCACGCAGCUGAUCCUGGCGGAGGAGACGGGGAUCUGCGACGUGGCCGAUCCGCUGGGCGGCUCCUACUACGUGGAGCGCCUGACGGCGGAGAUGGAGGCGCGCGCCGGCGCGCUGAUUGACGAGGUGGAGGGCAUGGGCGGCAUGACCGAGGCCAUCGUGGCGGGCCUGCCCAAGCUGAAGAUCGAGGAGUGCGCGGCGCGGCAGCAGGCCCACAUCGACGCCGGGCGGCAGGUCAUCGUCGGCGUGAACAAGUACGCCAAGGAGGGCGACCAGGGAGAGGCGCUGGACGUGCGCAAGAUCGACAACACUGCCGUCCUUCGCGCCCAGAAGGCCCGCCUGGAGGCGGUGCGGACGUCGAGGGACGGAGCCGCCGUGGAGGCGGCGCUGGCGGCGCUCGAGGCGGCGGCCUCCACUGUGGACCGGGAGGAGCACAACCUGCUGGACCUGGCCGUCAAGGCGGCGCGGGCGAGGGCCACGGUGGGCGAGAUCUCGGACGCCCUGGAGCGGCCCUGGGGCAGAUACGCGGCGGCAGGUGACAUGGCGACGGGGACGUACGCCGCCUCCUUGGGCGACGAAGGUCGGGAGGAGGCAGCGGCCUGCGCCGCGGCGGUGGCGCGCUUCGAGGCAGUUGCCGGGCGCCGGCCGCGCAUCCUGCUCGCCAAGAUGGGCAUGGACGGGCACGACCGCGGCGCCAAGGUCAUGGCCACGGGGCUGGCAGACCUGGGCUUCGAUGUGGACAUCGGCCCCCUGUUCAUGACGCCGGCGGAGGUGGCGAGGGCAGCAGUGGACGCCGACGUGCACGUGGUGGGCGUCUCUUCCCAGGCGGCAGGGCACACGACCCUGGUCCCUGCCCUUAUGCACGAGCUGAGGGAGGCGGGGAUGCAGCACGUCCUGGUGGUGGUGGGCGGCAUCAUCCCCGAGCAGGUGACAUGGGACCACGCUGCGCUGCUGGAGGCGGGCGUGGCCGCCAUCUAUGGCCCGGGAACCCGCGUGCCCUCAGCAGCCCUGGGUAUGCUCGGCCUCCUGAUGCCCGAGCAGGAUCGGGGCACGGCACACUCCUGA
Molecule: messenger RNA, 2277 nt
Organism: Auxenochlorella protothecoides
Lineage: Eukaryota; Viridiplantae; Chlorophyta; Trebouxiophyceae; Chlorellales; Chlorellaceae
Product: Methylmalonyl-CoA mutase, mitochondrial
Exons: 12
Coding region: 1-2277 (758 amino acids)
Molecular function (GO): metal ion binding; cobalamin binding; methylmalonyl-CoA mutase activity
Source: RefSeq, a predicted model, not a curated record